Thalassophryne amazonica is the source of this 4884-nucleotide messenger RNA. Its product is annotated as ELKS/Rab6-interacting/CAST family member 1-like. Gene Ontology annotation, molecular function: structural constituent of presynaptic active zone. The coding region runs from base 472 to 3870 and encodes 1132 amino acids. Gene Ontology annotation, biological process: regulation of synaptic plasticity; maintenance of presynaptic active zone structure; neuromuscular synaptic transmission. Gene Ontology annotation, cellular component: cytoskeleton of presynaptic active zone. The transcript is spliced from 22 exons. NCBI's taxonomy places the organism in Eukaryota, Metazoa, Chordata, Actinopteri, Batrachoidiformes, Batrachoididae. The record is from RefSeq and is a predicted model, not a curated record.
CGAACGCGCACAGGAGGCUUGACGUCACCGAGGCGUCCUGGCUCUGUUGAGCCGCUGCUGCUGGCGAAAAGAUGGAAAAAUCAGAUAGACAUCUGUCGAUGAAUUAACAUACAAUGACUAUUUUUAACAGGCGAUUUACAUUUGGUAGAAGACAAGGUACUGACACCGAGUUUGGCUCCACCAAACUACGAGAAAGGUAGUUUGUUUGAUUGAUGUUACAUCCUGCAGUAUUAGAUGGGACAAGUCUGCUUGGAAGAACAACAUCCAGUCACCACUGUUUGCUACUAAAAGUGGAGGACAUCAGAUCUCAAAUUUAUCAUAAACAUUGUGUCCACUUUUCCCAGUUGAACCACAAUCAACACUGCUUAUUCACAUAACAGUUGAUUGUCCUAACCACAAAAUUAGCAAGAAUUUAUACAAGUAGACCAAGUUUAGGUUUGCUGUCCGCUCUUUUAUUCUAUUUGUCAUAAGAUGUAUGGUAGUGCCCGCUCUGUUGGCAGAGGAGAUGCCAACCAUAGUGGAGGGAGAGAUGGAGGUGGUAGUGGCAAUCAAGGAUCUGGCCGUUCUCCACGCCUUCCUCGCUCUCCUCGGAUGGGACACCGCCGCACCAACAGCACUGGAGGCAGCGGAGGUGGUCCUGGAGGAGCAGGAGGCAAGACUCUUUCCAUGGAGAAUAUCCAGUCCCUCAAUGCUGCAUACGCCACCUCAGGACCCAUGUACCUGAGUGAUAAUGAGGUUGCCAUGCCAGGUGACCAUCUUCCUAAAAGUGGUGGGACAGUAACAACUAUAGGGAGACAGAGGGUAACGUAUGCGUCAAGGAGCAGUGGCAGUAGUGGUGUGGCCUCCAGCACCCCCAACAUUGCCACCUCAGUGCCUGCCAAUGCUGUGCUGCCUGCAGGCAUGAUUGCAGGUGAUGCGCUGGCCUUUGGAGAUCACCACAUGGCCUCCACUGUUCCCCAUUCUUUACGUCAGGCCAGAGACAACACCAUACUCGAUCUACAGGCCCAACUCAAAGAGGUUCUGCGAGAGAAUGAAAUGCUGCGAAGAGAAGUAGAAGUUAAAGAGAGCAAGCUUAGCUCUUCCAUGAAUUCCAUCAAGACCUUUUGGAGCCCUGAAUUAAAGAAGGAGCGAGCUCUUAGGAAGGAUGAGGUUUCUAAGAUUACUGUGUGGAAGGAACAAUACCGUGUGAUUCAAGAUGAGGCACAGCACCUCCAGAUGACUGUGCAGGCACUUCAGGAUGAGCUCAGAAUACAGAGAGACUUGAAUCAACUGCUCCAGCAAGAUCCAGCGAGCCAAGGCCGAGACCUGGCCCUGACGUCCGAACCUACAGAAGAGAACUAUCGGCGGCUGCAGGGUGAACAUGAGAGGCAGGCCAAAGAACUCUUUCUUUUAAGGAAGACACUAGAGGAAAUGGAGCUCAGGAUUGACACCCAGAAGCAAACCUUGGGCGCUAGAGACGAGUCCAUCAAGAAGCUUUUGGAGAUGCUGCAGAGCAAAGGGCCAUCUGCCAAGGCAUCAGAGGAGGACCAGGAGCGGACGAGGAGACUGGCUGAUGCAGAGAUGCACAGACAUCACCUUGAGAGUUUACUGGAUCAGAGAGACAGAGAGAUUACUGCACUACGGGAGCAGGAGCUACACCGACGAUACGAGGGCACCCCUGAAUCUACCAAAACUAAGGCUCUGCAGACUGUCAUUGACAUGAAGGAUGCUAAAAUUGGUUCAUUGGAGCGUAGUCUGAGGGACAUGGAAGAGGAGGUACUCAUGUUAAAAUCAAACGGACUUCUGAGCUGUGAAGAACGACAGGAGGAGAUGAAGCAGAUGGAAGUUUAUCGGAGUCACACAAAGUUCAUGAAGAACAAGUUGGAGCAGGUGAAGCAAGAUCUUUCCAGGAAGGACACCGAGCUGCUUGGUUUGCAAACUAAGCUGGAGACACUCACCAACCAGUUCUCAGAUAGCAAGCAACACAUCGAAGUCCUCAAAGAGUCCCUCACUGCCAAAGAGCAGCGAGCUGCCAUUUUACAAACAGAGGUGGAUGUCUUGCGCCUGCGCCUGGAAGAGAAAGAGGCAACUCUGAACAAAAAGAGCAAGCAGAUACAAGAAAUGUCAGAGGAGAAGGGCACACUCACUGGGGAGAUCCAUGACCUCAAAGACAUGCUGGAUGUUAAGGAGUGCAAAGUCAAUGUGCUACAGAAGAAGAUCGAGAACCUGCAGGAGCAGCUGAGGGAUAAGGAGAAGCAGAUGAGUAGUCUAAAGGAGCGCGUAAAGUCCUUACAAGCAGACACUUCCAAUACUGACACCGCCCUCACCACACUGGAGGAAUCUCUAGCAGAAAAGGAACGCAUUAUUGAGCGAUUGAAGGAGCAGCGAGACAGAGAUGACCGGGAGAAGACAGAGGAGCUGGAGUGUGUCAAAAAGGAACUGAAAGAGUUGAAGGAGAGAUUGAGCACUCUGCAGGGAGACCUGUCAGACAGAGAGACCUCGUUAUUGGACCUGAAGGAACAUGCAUCAUCACUUGCAUCCUCAGGGCUGAAGAAGGACUCCAAGUUGAAGAGCCUGGAGAUUGCCCUGGAGCAGAAGAAGGAGGAGUGCCUAAAACUGGACAACCAGCUUAAGAGAGCUCAGACUGCAGCCUUAGAGGCUCAAGCCAACACCGAGCUGGCCGAGCGUAUUCACGGCCUUGAACAGGAAGCGGCCCGCCACAGAGAGGAUUCUGGGAAGGCCCAGGCUGAGGUUGACCGACUACUGGAGAUCCUUCGGGAAAUGGAGAAUGAAAAGAAUGAUAAGGACAAAAAGAUCACUGAGCUGGAGAGUCUGGCCUCCAGGCAGACAAAGGACCAGUCAAAGAAGGUGGCAUCUCUGAAGCACAAGGAGCAGGUGGAGAAAAGCAGGAAUGCUCGGCUUGUGGAGGAGGCCAGAAAAAGGGAGGAUAACUUGUCUGAGACCUCGCAGCAGAUCAAAGACACUCUGCGUCAGAAGACUGAGCGUAUCGAGGAGCUGGAGGAGGCCUUAAGAGAGAGCGUUCAAAUCACUGCUGAGCGGGAGAUGGUGCUGGCGCAGGAGGAGGCUGCCAGGUUGCUCCAGGAGAAACAGAAGCACUCACUCAAACCAAUGCAUGAGUCCAACCUCGCCCACUUUAAGUGGUCUAAGAUGGAAGAGCUGCUGGGGGCCAUGGAGAAGGUGAAGCAGGAGCUGGAGUCUAUGAGAGCCAAGCUGGCCUCCACUCAGCAGUCUCUGUGUGAGAAAGAGGCGCACCUCACAACCCUGCGAGCGGAGCGCAGAAAACACCUGGAGGAGGUGCUGGAGAUGAAGCAGGAGGCGCUGUUGGCCGCUAUCAGUGAGAAAGACGCUAACAUUGCCCUACUGGAACUGUCAUCCUCGAAAAAGAAGAAGACCCAGGAUGAGGUGUCUCUGCUGAAACGGGAGAAGGACAGACUGGUGCAGCAGCUCAAACAGCAGACUCAGAACCGAAUGAAGCUGAUGGCAGAUAACUAUGAGGACGACCAUUUGAAGGCCAACCAGGCAAAUCACAAACCCUCUCCAGAUCAGAUAAUACCCCCUCUUCUAGCCCUGUCCCAGAACCGCAGUAAACUCAAGCUCUACAUUGCCCACCUGACAGACCUCUGCCAUGACCGGGAUCCCAGCAUCCUCAGCCAGCUCACACCCCCUUCUCAUUAUCACCACAGUGACCCCCAAGACUGGGAGGACAAGCUCCAGAAGAUGACUGUUGAUCAGUUGGAGCGGGAGCUGCAGGUGUGUGAGAAGGAGAGUGGAGAGCUGCAGGAGUAUGCCAACUCUGUUCUUCAGCAGAUUGCAGACUACUGCCCUGAUAUCCUGGAGCAGGUGGUCAAUGCCCUGGAGGAAUCAUGCUGACAUUCAUGACCUCAGACACAACACCGGCUGACCCGUCCUUUUCAGAUAACAUCCUACCUCCACCUGACCAAGCUCCUGGAAGAAAGCGAGGAAGCUCAGGUGGUGAGCGUGUCCACUGAGUGCUUUCCUGUCAGCAUAAUUAUUAAGUUUGGGUUAUUUAUAAGGGCUGAAAUCUGCUGUCAAAUACACUAUCAGUUUGCUCACUGCAGAUUCUGGUUUAAUGUCAUCUGUGGCAGAUGCAUUGCAUGCAAGGUGCGGCAGGAGAACUAACCUACAUGUUUAAUCACGUCACUGUUGCAGGCAACAGCAUGGUGGGUAUUGGCUGACAAAGCUGUGUGGCAAUUCUGACAAAUUUGUAAUUUUGCAUGUGUGAACUCACCAAAUUUGAAUUUUCUUGGAAUAUUCUUCAACUGCACAAUAUCCUUACACACCUAUAUGUCUGAAACUGGUAUUCAGACAGACAAAGGAUAACAGAGAAGUAGCACAUUGUUUUGGAGCAUACUGCCAGCCUACCUACACAGCUUCGUUCACAGCAGGAGUCGCUAGAUCAAGCACAAUUACCUCACCCAUUUCUGUCUCAAUCUUUUGACUCUGGUCACAAAUUGUAAUUAAAGUCUAAUGGGAAAGAAGGGUUUUUCUUCUGCUCAUGUGAGGCAGGAAAGCACUUGGCAAACAGGAAACAGAAGCAACCAAGGUCUCAUUCACUGUAGUUAUGCACCAGUAUACAGUGUGGGCACUAAAGAUGCACACAAGAAUAUGCACGCAGCAUCGUACUGCAACAUUUUUCAACAUGGGUUCUGUUUUUAAAUAUUCUGGGGUCAUCUUUUCACUCAGGACAAAAAUUUAUUUAAUUGAUGCAUUACUAAAUUAGAACACAUACAGCAUUACAGGCUAACUGACUAUACAGUGUAAUAGCACGGGGCAAGCCAAAAACACUCUCCUUAAAUGAAAAUGCCAUUGGAAGCAUCUGGUAACAUGGAGAGAUUCCCUCUGGAGAUAAAUGUGAAGAAAAAA